Mytilinidion resinicola is the source of this 1570-nucleotide messenger RNA. RefSeq lists its product as uncharacterized. NCBI's taxonomy places the organism in Eukaryota, Fungi, Ascomycota, Dothideomycetes, Mytilinidiales, Mytilinidiaceae. The record is from RefSeq and is a predicted model, not a curated record. The transcript has a single exon. Bases 170 to 1462 code for a protein of 430 amino acids.
UCCCAGCUCCGACCAACUUCCUGCGAACGUCACGAAACACCUGGUAAUCGUCCUUUCCCUUUCUUUCGCUCAAUCUUCAACCUUUCUUCAACUGUCAUAUUCAGGGUACUUCUUUCUGGUAAUUCCAAUGGACUCUACCCGCUCUAUAUCCAACUCAGAUUAAUCUCCAAUGACCUCGAAACCCUCCGCCACCCGCCUCCCUUCUACCUCCUCUCCCACCACACCCCAAACGCAAAGACCUCGCCCCAAAAAGCUCUUAAACCCAGACCACGAGGCUGAGGGCGGCGUCAUGCUUCCUCCAACCUCCACACCCUCUUCAUCCAAACUCCCAACCACCAAGCCAAUAGACCCCAAAUCAACAGACGCCACAGGCCCAAAUCGGCGCCGUAAACCUCGUAAACUUAACAAAGACCCCCUCCCAACCGAUACUACCACCGCCGCACCAAAAGCAGAAGAAGCAGCCGUCGGCAACGAGCUCGAAGCGCUGAAAUCCCGCGUGAGGGGCUUAGAAGCGAAGGUCGAGGAACUCUACACCACCGGCAAGACAGGAAACCCGAAAAGUCCACGCCGGCGUGGCAAAGGACGAAAAGGUUCUACCCCGGCGCUCCCCUCCACCGGUAUCGACAAAGAAGCAGACGCAGAAGCAGACGCUGGCAUCGACGCACCCGAAACCGCAGAACUCGAACGCCUCGAGUCCGAACUCGCCCUCGCCCGCCUCGACCUCGCGACCCUCUCCACCACGUCCCGAGCACCACGGCCCCGCCCUUCCGCGUCGCGGGUGCAGAGCCAGGAUGAGGAUGUCGAGGAUAUCCCGAGGGGGAGCAUACCAAGCGCGUCCGACCCCCGCCCUAGAACCACACGUAACGCUAGUUCCGCGAACGAUCGGAGCGUUACGCUGACGGGAUCGUAUCGCAUCCCUCUCCCCCCCUCCGUCAGCAUCGACGACGUACGCACGAUUCAGAGCGGGAUCGGGGCCGCGCAGAAUGUGGCGCGCUCGUUCCUGGACUCGAGAAGGGAGAAUGCGGCGAAGACUGGCCCGACUCAGUCUACUGCGAGGACUGCCCCGCCGGGGAGGAAGAGUGGACCGGAUGCUGGCGGCGGUGGAGAGGCAGGGGAGGGAGGGCAGAGCUGGGGCGAGUGGUUCGGCGCGUAUAGCAUGUCCAUCUCGCGCGCGGUGAAGAAGAUUGAGGCCGAGGCCGGGGUGGAGGUAGGGGCUGCGCAGCCGAGGAUAGGAGCGGCGAGACCGAGUGCGGGAGCGAGGAGGGCGAGUGCGCCGGGGGUGGGGAUGGCGGCUGCGAAGAAGGGGUCUACGGCUGGAGGGAGCGGUGCUGGUGCCAAAGCGACAGGGGGAGGGAAUGCGGCAAAAGGAGCGGCGAGCAACAACAGACCGCCCCUGAAGCCCAGAGCCUCGAAUUCGAAUUCGAGGAUGAGUGCGGAGCAGGUUAAGAUGCUGAUGUCGUAGUGUGUCCCGUAGAAAAAUGGGUUGGAUAUAAGAUAGAUGAUCUGAGUAAAAUGUACGAGUACUGACGACUGAAUGAAAACAGAUUUAUCAGCAAAUGAAGAAUUUCUC